Molecule: messenger RNA, 1239 nt
Organism: Anneissia japonica
Lineage: Eukaryota; Metazoa; Echinodermata; Crinoidea; Comatulida; Comatulidae
Product: TBC1 domain family member 9B-like
Exons: 5
Coding region: 1-1239 (412 amino acids)
Source: RefSeq, a predicted model, not a curated record
AUGUUUGCUAAGUGCAUUGACUCUGAAAAUGGUGCAACUGAUGAGGAACUUUCAGCAUCUGAAGGUGAAACAACUGAUUCUGCUGUUGAAGCCACUAGUUUCUUUGAACCGCAGGCUGAUGCUGACCAGAAUCAUGCAACGUCCAGUGCUAUCGACGUGGAAGGUGAAAGGAAAAAUUAUGUUACCAAUAAUGUACAAGAUAAGCCUUCAGUAGCUGACAAUAACCUUUCACCUGGGGUUGAGAUAGACGGUAGUGAAGAAUUAAGUUCCAUGGGGGAUGCUGAAAUUCCAACAGUGUUACUAGAGGGAUCAAGUGGUAUAGAACUCACUGAUUUAGGACAAAAGAGAAGACAGGCUGAGAAGGAAGGAUACCAGUCCAUCUUGCUAAAAUGGGAAAGGGAAAGAGAAGAGGAGGAGAAAAGGAAGAGCUACAAGAACCUGCCAAUGAUGUAUCAGGACCAGUUUAUUCAGUUGUUGAAAACCAUGUAUGGCAUGUUUGCGGAACGACCGAAUGAACAAAAACUUUAUGGUGCAUUAGCAAACGCUGGGUCUGUCCUUUUUGAGAUGGGUGAAGUUGGUAAACGGUUCUACAAGAGAGGUGGUGUCCAUAGCAAUGAACCUAGUAGUAGCAGUUCAACACCCGUGGUAGAAGAACCACCUAUGGGAGAUGAAAAGCAAACAACAGAGGAGGAAAAUAAGGUGGAGGUUAAAUUGGAUGAAAAGAUUGAUGCAACAGAGGAAUUAGAGAAAGGAGGUGACGAUGAAAAAGAGGAAAUAACAGCAAAUGAUAUAAAAGAUGAAGAUAAUAUUAAUAACACACUGAAUCCCAAUGUGGAUAAUAUAGAAAAUGAAAAUGUAGAACCUAGCAGUGUUAAUGCAGUACUGGAAGAAUUUCCUGCAUCUUGUGAGGAAAGUAUAAGCAAUAAUGAUGACAACGAAUCAGCCAAUCAGAGUGCUAAUAACAGGGAUGAUGAAAUUUUGAAGGAAAGCGAUGCAAGGGAAGGUCAGGAAUCACCUGAGGGUGAUGUAAAGAGGCCGACGUCUUUCCCCAAACCUGUUGGGAAGCUGGACACGGAAUGGGCUAUCACAUUUGAACAGUUUCUUGCUUCCAUGUUGAUGGAACCGGAAUUAGUCAACUAUUUUGAAGAAGCACCAGAUAUUUUACCAUUGAUGGAAGCAUAUAGAAGCAAGAAAGCGCUUCAGAGACAACUUAGUGAGAGUUUUUCUGGGUCAACAUAG